Solanum stenotomum is the source of this 417-nucleotide messenger RNA. RefSeq lists its product as uncharacterized. The record is from RefSeq and is a predicted model, not a curated record. Lineage: Eukaryota; Viridiplantae; Streptophyta; Magnoliopsida; Solanales; Solanaceae. The transcript has a single exon. The coding region runs from base 1 to 417 and encodes 138 amino acids.
AUGGGGCAGCUAGUCUAUUCUGCUAAUCGCUGUGCCACCAGACUAGAGGCCUCCAUUCAGGACAUGAUUCAGACAACCCUCACCAAUGUUUUAACAUCCUUGAGUUCUACCAUUGAUGCCCUUGUGUCUAGGGUAGUGGUUUGUGAGUGCAGCCAAGAGGCCACCGAGGAGGUUAUGGCUCUAACGGCCGCUAUUGCAGCGCUGAGGAGAGAUAUGGACCAGCUGAAGUCCAUCGAUAUGUCUAUGAUUUUCAUGACGGUGGAGAUCCUUGAUGUGCCAGUUGAGCCAUAUAUGUCUCUGCCUACCAUCAGAGAUGAUGUUCGAGUUGAGGAGGCAACUGAUCUCGAGUCUGAGGCGGAGACAAAUGAGGAAAUUCUUAGGGUUUUUGAGGAGGUUUCAUAUGAGGGCCUUACAUAG